AGAACGUAAACAUGGGGAGGCUGUUCUUGAUUGGCCUACAAGAAAACGUGUGGCAUUAGGAACUGCACAUGGACUUGAGUAUUUACAUGAACAUUGUAAUCCAAAAAUUAUUCAUCGUGACAUAAAAACUGCAAAUAUAUUAUUGGAUGAGGAUAUGGAAGCUGUUGUGGGUGAUUUUGGCUUGACAAAGUGGGUAGAUGUAAGGAUGACUAAUGUGACUACCCAGGUAUGGGGUACAAUAGGACACAUAGCUCCUGAGUACUUGUCUACUGGAAAGGCAUCAGAGAAGACUGAUGUUUUUGGCUACGGAAUCAUGCUUCUUGAGCUUGUAACAGGUCACCAUGUGUUAGACCUAUCUUUCCUUCAAGAUGAUGACGAGAACAUGUUAUUGUUUGAUCAUGUAAAGAAACUCCAAAGUGAGAAGAAGUUACAUGUUAUUGUAGAUGGCAACCUAAAUAAGGACUACAACCUGGAUGAAGUAGAAAUGAUGAUUUGUGUCGCAUUGUUGUGCACGCAAGAAUCACCUGAAGAACGUCCUCCAAUGUCAGUCAUAGUGAGGAUGUUAGAAGGGGAGGGAUUUUCUAAAAGGUGGGAAAAGUGGCAACAUGUUGAUGCCAGCCGUCUAAAUGAAUUUGAGCGGCUGCAGAGACAAUUUAAGUGGAGUGAAGAUUCAACCUACAAGCAGAAGGCUAUUGAGGUGUCAGGUGGAAGAUGACAUUGUUGGUUUUGUGUCUAUUCUUUGUCUAGUAAUAUAUCAGAUAUCAAUGGAUAUAAAUGGUGUGCUAUUAUGUAUUUAACUAUAUAUGGUUUUUCCUAUUCGAUUUUUCAUAGUAAUAAGGUUCUUAACUAUACAACAUGCAUGUACACACACACACACAUAUGGAUGAAUAUUCAAGUGUGUGGAAGUGCUGACAAAUCGUUAGGUUAAACUAAAAUGUGUGAAUUAUUUAUCAUUGUAAUCAAGCCACCUGUAAAAACAUAUAAAUAAAGGCGUGUUGAAUUUUGUAAA
This is a messenger RNA of Cuscuta epithymum, 1009 nucleotides long. NCBI's taxonomy places the organism in Eukaryota, Viridiplantae, Streptophyta, Magnoliopsida, Solanales, Convolvulaceae. The record is from the annotation of a GenBank genome assembly.